This is a messenger RNA of Gamsiella multidivaricata, 812 nucleotides long. RefSeq lists its product as uncharacterized. The annotation marks the transcript as partial. The record is from RefSeq and is a predicted model, not a curated record. NCBI's taxonomy places the organism in Eukaryota, Fungi, Mortierellomycota, Mortierellomycetes, Mortierellales, Mortierellaceae. The transcript has a single exon.
AUGUUCUAAUGCAAUGUUCUUUUAUUUCCUUUAUAGACGCCACAUCGAUGAUAGAGCAGUAUUUGUCUCACCGUCUGGUCGUCUGCAAGAAUUCAGGUAAUGAAAAGUUUGCUACAUCGUUUAGCGUGCUCGUCAGUUGCACACAGACACUUUCACCAUCAAUCCAGACCCUCACGGCUCUCGAGUACCACGAGCUUCGCACAGACUUCAAUCGCAUCAAGGAACAGCUUUGCGAGAUGCGCGUCAAACGGAGAAAAGAUACAAAGUACUGUUACUUACCCUCUCAUCAAAUGUUGUAUACAUUCUGGCACUACUUGUCUGGAUGCAGCCAAGUUAUUAACCCUGGUUUACUCAUCAUGGAAUCAUGAUAAUGAGUUAUCUGGAAGCACGGUUCAGCGCCACAAGCCCUGGCAGAUGUUUAAUCGCUACCGCCCGGUCGAUCCCCCUACUCCGCAGAAUAAAGAGGCAGUGGCGGUCAAAGACACGGAGAUGACAGCAGCGCUGCCCAGCUCGUCUCAGAAAGAGAUCCUUAAAUACCGGCCACAAUAUUCCAUCAUCGUGCACACUCCAAAAAGAGAGCACAGGCCACCAGAGAGUAUGAAGCAGUACGCAUGGAAGCCUUGGGAGAAGCCGCCGGAGAGUCCAUCUGGCCACAAUAUCGAUGUCCCCCAACAAAAGAAUACAAACAACAAGAACAGCAGCAGCAAUAAAUAUAACGAAAAAAAGGACAACUGCAACGGAAGCAAGGAUAAGAACAAGGGGGAACCAGCUAAACCAGUAGAGGACAUGGACAAGAAAGGACUUAUGAGAGC